UUUUGCUUCUUCCAUGCUCAUGAGCGAGCCCAACGUGGCUUUUUCCUCCACAGUAUUUUAUUUCUUCACAUAUUUAAUGCUGACAUGUUCAUUAGUGAAACCAUUUGUUAUAAAAAUUGAAAACAACCAACAAACGUUAAACGACGUGAGAAUCAACUCGUGAAGAGUCACUGGAUCUCGAGGAAACAUGUUUAUAGAAGAAGAAGACUGGAGUGACGAUCCAGACGCAAAAGUCCUGAGUGAAACUGUACACAGAAUCUCACCGAAGAAGGCGAACAGCAGCACAAAUGCUCAGCCCAAGCCUGUUGGGAAGAAGAGCCUGCUGCGGACGCUGCAGACGUUGGGAUCAGUACCAGAGUGGAAUAGGGACGAGCAUCAGCAGGACAGUGACAGUGAGACAGAGGGGGCUGUGUCCCAUGGCAAGAAGAAGAAAAAGAAACGAAAGAAAAAGAGAAAACAAGCAGUAACUACAGAAGUGCAGGCAGAGAACGGUGACAUACAUCAGACUCCAGAGGAGGAGAAAGUUGUAGCAAAAAAGAAGCGGAAAGACAAGAAAUUUGGGGACCAAAAGGUUAAAAGAACGCCUGCAGGCGAAACAGAGGAUAAAGAAAAAGCUACAUCUGUAAAAGCAAGUGUAAACACAGCAGAGGGCACACAGAGACUGAGCAGACAACAGUGGAAAAACAAAAUGAAGAACAAGAAGAGAUGUAAAAAUAAAUACAAAGAGAAGAAGCCAGAGGAGGCAGUAACCAAAGCAGAAUCAGCAGAGGAAAACAAACCAGAGGAAGAAGUCAAAACAGAUUCAUUUAACAACAAUAAUAGUGACAACAUCAGUCAGACACCAGCCAAGAAGAAGGACAAGGAGCGUAAAGCACAGAAGAGGAAAAAGACAGAAGCGGACAUUGAUGUGUCCUGUACAAUUGCAGCAAAGACACUCGGCGAAGAAAAGGAUGGCAAGGUUGAAAAAGGUGCAACAGGAUCCAAACAGAAAGUAGCUGAGCCUAAAGAGGAGAUCCCAGAUGAGCCACAGUCCCCAACAAAAAGACUGAAACCAGAGCUGAGCAAAGAACAGAGUCUAAAAAGAGAAAAGCUUCGUAAAAUUCUCAACAGCCAGGAAGAAGACCCUCAGGAGAGUCCAGCUGAGGGUAAAGAAGAGGCAGUAGGACAAGAGCCAGAGGUUAAACAGGACCGCUCCUCCUCCCUCAGGUCCCGCAUGGAGCAGCGUCUGGAGGCGGCUCGUUUCCGAUACAUCAAUGAAGUUCUGUACAGCACGACCAGUGGCGAGGCCAGGCGGAUGUUCAAACAGGAUCCACAGGCCUUUGGGAUCUACCACCGAGGAUACACGGCACAGGUUCAGAGGUGGCCUGCUAAUCCUGUGGAUGCUAUUAUCUCAUACAUUCGAAAAAGACCCCCCUCUCUCGUAGUCGCUGACUUCGGCUGUGGCGACUGUAAAAUCGCUCGCAGUGUGAAAAACAAAGUGCACAGCUUCGACUUGGCAGCUACUUGUGAGCUUGUCACAGUGUGCGACAUGGCUAACGUUCCUCUUCCUGACAGCUCUGUGGACAUCGUAGUGUUCUGUCUUUCUCUCAUGGGAAUCAACCUGGCAGAUUUCCUAGCAGAGGCCAAUCGUGUCCUAAAGAUGGGGGGUGUCCUGAAAAUAGCAGAAGUGGCGAGUAGAUUUGAGAACGUGCGGAGCUUCAUCACUGGGCUGGCAAAUCUCGGAUUCAAGAUGGUGUCCAAGGACACAGAAAACACUCAUUUCUACUCAUUUGAGUUCUUGAAGUCAGGAAAUGCUCCUGAAAAUGUGAAGAAGUUUGGUCUGCAGCUGAAGCCCUGUGUCUACAAGAAAAGAUGAUUUUAUGUGAGAGGACUUUUGUAUUACUUUGAGUUUUCCUCACUUUGUUUUUGUAUGUGCAGAUGUAAGUUUUUAUAUUAAAAAAAUUAAUUACAAUCACUCUCAUUCAAAUCUCACAGUUGUCAUUGUCUAAUUCAGAUUUCUCUUUUUCACUGCCCCAUGUUAAAGAUUAGCAGUGAAAUAUUUCUCUGCAGUGUUUGUUGUUAUUACAAUUUUUUCA
Messenger RNA from Cheilinus undulatus (humphead wrasse), 2075 nucleotides. It is a transcript of the gene rrp8, whose product is annotated as ribosomal RNA processing 8. Gene Ontology annotation, cellular component: rDNA heterochromatin; nucleolus; chromatin silencing complex. The coding region runs from base 188 to 1855 and encodes 555 amino acids. The transcript is spliced from 8 exons. The record is from RefSeq and is a predicted model, not a curated record. Gene Ontology annotation, biological process: regulation of transcription by glucose; rDNA heterochromatin formation; cellular response to glucose starvation. Gene Ontology annotation, molecular function: methyltransferase activity. Lineage: Eukaryota; Metazoa; Chordata; Actinopteri; Labriformes; Labridae.